CACAUGACUAAUUUAUUUGUUUACCUCACAAAAAGUAUCUAAUACUGUGUUCAGUUAAAGCUAUAGUAAUUCGUAAAUCCAAAUACAAAAUAAUGCAACGUUAUUUGCUACAUAUUGUUUAAAUAUAGAAGUGUUGUUCUAUAGUGUUAUCAUAAACGGUUAAGAAUUAUAAAAAAUAGGCUAGCAGAAGGAAGGAAGAACUAUAAGAAUGGCUAAAUUCAAAUUUGACAUCGGAUGUAUUUUUAGUCAACCCGUUGUAAAAAUAUCAUCCAACUUGCUACCUCACACAUUUCUGGGCGAUAGAAGAAUGGCUAUGGAUGUUAGCUCAAAGGUGUCUGAAAUUAUAGACCGGUUAGGUGAACUUUCAGCCAUAGCACAGAAACUGUCCAGACCUAUUACAUCAGCACAAAAGCUGCGUAUGUCUGAAAAUCAAACUGUCUAUCUUAUGGCUGAUAUAAAUGGAUGCGAUGGCGAUGUCGUUAUAGGACUUUUGAAAAUUGGUACCAAAAAUUUAUAUCUUUUCGAUAGUACGGGCCAGACGAAGAAAAUUGAUAAAGCACGUUGUAUAUUAGACUUCUACAUUCACGAUUCAAGACAGCGUAUGGGAAUAGGUAAAAUACUGUUUGAUAUAAUGCUUAAAGAGGAGAGUUGGAGUCCAGUUAAAUGCUCAGUUGACAGGCCAUCUGAGAAGUUAAUACAAUUUUUAAAGAAAUACUAUGGCCUGGAAAAAAUUAUACCACAAGCUAAUAAAUUUGUGUUAUAUGAAGGAUUUUUCGACGAAGAUGAAGAUGCUAACAGGCUCAAGGUGAUGCUUCCCAUACACAAUCGCAGCAGUAUCAAGGAAAACAACUGUACAAUCCAAAUUCCGCACAACCAGUUCAACAAACAACAGAAAUUUUAUCACAGCAGCAUGUUCCCACCCAUCAGCCCCAAACAACUUCAUCACCAAUGCAGUGUAAAAAUCAGUCGUUCAAAGAACCUCAUUUAUCACAGCCACGAAUUGAAGCGGCCCGAAAUCAACAACCGCUCCAAUCAUCUCCUGUACCUGCCCCCGAGCCGGAAUUGUGUACAACUUGCCCUAAUUGUCAAACAACGAUUUAUCUUGUUCGUGGACACGAUACCAGCAGUGAACCCGCACAAGGUUAUACCUCAAUUCAACAUGAUACUACUGGUAGCACAGCUGCUAAUUAGCACAUUACUUGAGUGGUGAUCUGUACUGACUCUUUCAAAAUAAGCAAUUUAUUUCUAUGUCAAGCUAAAUUUUUGUGUAAUACAAAUUUCUCAGUGUAAAAUGUUUAAUAAAAAUUGUAGCUAUCACUAAAAUGUA
Messenger RNA from Zeugodacus cucurbitae (melon fly), 1327 nucleotides. RefSeq names its product alpha-tubulin N-acetyltransferase 1. The coding region runs from base 209 to 1210 and encodes 333 amino acids. NCBI's taxonomy places the organism in Eukaryota, Metazoa, Arthropoda, Insecta, Diptera, Tephritidae. Gene Ontology annotation, cellular component: microtubule. The record is from RefSeq and is a predicted model, not a curated record. The transcript is spliced from 6 exons. Gene Ontology annotation, molecular function: tubulin N-acetyltransferase activity. Gene Ontology annotation, biological process: alpha-tubulin acetylation.